Messenger RNA from Sphaeramia orbicularis (orbiculate cardinalfish), 3350 nucleotides. Its product is annotated as cytoplasmic dynein 1 intermediate chain 2-like. Gene Ontology annotation, cellular component: cytoplasmic dynein complex. Gene Ontology annotation, biological process: transport along microtubule. The transcript is spliced from 17 exons. The coding region runs from base 128 to 2080 and encodes 650 amino acids. Lineage: Eukaryota; Metazoa; Chordata; Actinopteri; Kurtiformes; Apogonidae. Gene Ontology annotation, molecular function: dynein light chain binding; dynein heavy chain binding. The record is from RefSeq and is a predicted model, not a curated record.
GAAGAAGAGGAGCGGACUGAGGAGCUGUCUGUUCCAGCAUCAUCAGUCUCCAUCACUUCACCGCAGACACUAACGAAACUGGACCCUGGUGUUACACUCCGUCUUAAACUCACCAUCCGACAUCAGUAUGUCUGACAAGAGCGAGCUGAAGGCUGAACUAGAGAGAAAGAAACAACGGAUUGCCCAGAUUCGAGAGGAAAAGAAGAGAAAAGAGGAAGAGAAGAAAAAGAAGGAUGGAGAUUCAAAGCGUGGGGUUGAUAUGGGCGGUGGGUCUUCAGGCGGCCACGAAGACUCUGACCUGGAGAGGAAGAGGAGGGAGGCAGAGGCUCUUCUGCAGAGUGUCGGCAUCACCCCUGACAUACCCCACGCUCAGCCCCUGAGGGUAGUAACAGAGGAUACAUGUCUGUUUCACUACCUAGUCCCCGCCCCCAUGUCUCCCUCCAACAAAUCAGUGGGCAGUGAUGCAGGAAGUCAAGACUCUGGGGAUGGAAACGCAGGACCAAGGACAUUGCAUUGGGAUCCUGACCCCUCUACUCUGCAACUGCACUCCGACUCUGAGCUCAUGGGACGUGGAGCUGUGAGGCUGGGUAUGUCCAAACUCACCCAGGUGGACUUUGUCCCAAGAGAGAUGGUGUCCUACUCCAAAGAAACACAGACGCCCACAGAGGCAAUGACACAAGCUGAUCAGAAAGAAGAGGAUGAGGAUGAGGAGAUAACUGCUCCCCCACCAGCAGAUGAUACUCAGGAGGAGAAAGACGACCAGGGCGAACAGCAGGAGGAGGACACUCCUAAGGAGUUGACUGAGGAGGAGAAGCUGCAGGUCUUGCACUCUGAGGAGUUCCUGUCAUUCUUUGAACGAGGUAGUAGGAUUGUGGAGCGAGUUCUGGCCGAGCAGGUGGAUGUCUGCUUCGACUACAGCGGCAGAGACUUAGAAGAUAAGGAGGGUGAUCUACAGGCAGGUGCAAAACUAGUUGUGAACAGACAGUUUGCAGAUGAACGCUGGACUAAAAACAGAGUGGUCACCUGCCUUGACUGGUCCCCACAGUAUCCAGAGCUGCUGGUGGCCUCAUAUAAUAACAAUGAGGAUGCGCCUCAUGAGCCUGAUGGAGUGGCUCUGGUGUGGAACAUGAAGUACAAGAAGGGAACACCUGAGUACAUCUUCCACUGCCAGUCAGAGGUGAUGUCAGCCGGGUUUGCAAAGUUUCACCCCAACCUGGUGGUGGGUGGGACAUAUUCUGGUCAGAUUGUCUUAUGGGACAACAGGAGCAACAAGCGCACCCCUGUCCAGAGAACCCCACUGUCUGCAGCUGCACACACACACCCAGUCUACUGUGUGAAUGUGGUCGGCACCCAGAACGCUAACAACUUAAUCAGUAUCUCCACUGAUGGAAAGAUGUGCUCCUGGAGUCUUGACAUGCUCUCCCAGCCCCAGGACAGUCUGGAGCUGGUGUUCAAACAGAGCAAGGCAGUGGCCGUCACAUCCAUGGCGUUUCCUCUGGCGGAUGUUAACAACUUUGUAGUGGGAAGUGAGGACGGUUCUGUCUACACCGCCUGUCGCCAUGGGAGUAAGGCUGGCAUCACUGAGGUGUUCGAGGGCCACCACGGUCCGGUCACAGGGCUGAGCUGUCACAGCGCUGGAGGGCCUGUCGACUUCUCUCAUCUGUUCAUCUCCUCCUCAUUCGACUGGACCGUCAAACUGUGGAGCACCAAGAGUACCCGCCCACUGUACUCAUUCGAGGACUGUUGUGACUACGUCUACGAUGCCAUGUGGUCUCCAACACACCCUGCUCUGUUCGCUUGUGUGGAUUUGUCGGGACGCCUGGACCUGUGGAACCUCAAUAAUGAUACCGAAGUCCCCACUGCUAGUGUGAGUGUGGAAGGGUCUCCUGCUCUGAACCGUGUCAGGUGGUCUCACUCAGGCAAAGAGAUAGCAACUGGGGACUCCGAGGGUCAGGUGCGGGUCUACGAUGUCGGCGAGCAAAUUUGUGUUCCCAAGGCAGACGAAUGGACGCGCUUUGUUCGGACUCUGGCUGAAAUCAACGAGAACCGAGAUGAGGCUGAGGAGCUAGCCAACGCUUAAAGUUAUCAACCUGACACUGACAGCUCAUUCCAGUACACUACACACACUCACAGCUAGCAAAGCAACGCAACACUACACAACACUACAUAACAACAAUAGCGCCAGAGCAGCCACUCGUUGCUCUCUGGCUUCCAGCCUCCCUUUUUCCACUUUGAGAAAACAUGAAUCGGCCUGAGGAGACGAGCAGAGCUAGAACGGUUAGAGGACAGUCUUUAGAGAUGUUUUUUUUUAAAAAAGUGUUUUAGGGGUUUAGAUUGUGAAAACAGUGAAUGUCACAUGUGUAUCAGAAGAGAAACGGUGAUUAGUCUAAGUGGCUGAACAGAGGAAAGAAGAAACUAGAAGGUCAUUUUAGAUGCGACAACGCCCUCAGGGUCCACACUGCUCUUCUCCUAAGGCCUCUCCAAACUCAGCCCUUUUUUAAAUAUGCAAACCUUUGUACUUGCACCUUUUUAUCAUAUUAUUUGAGUGUUUUUACAUGUUUUACUAUUUUCCAGACACGCUUGUGCACAUGCUGCCAGUGUUUCAGCAGUGUGGUGAAAUGACAUGCUGACAUAUCACUAUCAGCUCCCCUUAAUCUUUGAGCAGCACUUACAUUUCAUAACUAAACGGCAAAUGUGCAGAAGUGUGUCAUUCUUACAUUUUAACCACUACAAUAUUUAAUAUUUAUUCUGGUGGUUGCCACUAUUUAAGUAUUUUGUGUUUUGUUUCAAAAUGCUGCUUUGUACUAAAAGCUUGAGUAGUACAUUCCUGUAAUCAGCACAAGCUUUUUACCAGGCAAAAAUCUGUAACUUUUCUUGCCUUGAAUUUACUGAGACUAGUACAUUUAGAAGUGUUUUUUUUUUCUUGUACCAAAGGUUAUUGUUUUAUACUGUUUAGAAGUAGAAAACAGUUUCCUGACUUGUCCUCUUUUAAGAGGAUCGAAAAUAAAUGUUUGAGAUUAAGCUGUAAAGCAGCACUUGAAAAAUUUUACACUGAAAUUGAUAUGAUUUCUUUCAUUCCAUCCAUGAAGCAGCACCCCAACCUCACCAGGCUGGAAAAAAAUGAUUCAGCUUCUCUUUAUCUCUAUGAAAAUGAGCUAAAAGUUCACUGUAGCAACCACAUUGGAUUAACGAUGGCUGAAGUAUUCUGAAACAACUACCUGUACUGUAUUCUUCUGUUACUGUUCUGACAGUCAAUGGUUGCACUUUUUCAUUGGAAUAAAACUCAAAGUCAUUUGUAAAAUUAAAACCAUAUGGAUGAUUUAUUCAAUAAAAUACAAUGACAGAACUGA